AUGAAAUCGUCUCGCUACGCUGUAACUCGCCAGAAGGCGUGCCAACAGUGUAUCAGAACCAAAACAAAGUGCGACCGACUGUUUGGGUCGAAGAUUUGCAAGAGGUGUUCGCAAAAGGCCAUCGAGUGCUCGUACGCCGGAUUGCCGCCGUCCGACAGGAGCCACGAAGCUGAUCUCACCAAUGUAUCCUUGGAUGCGGUCCACGCUACUUCCAGCGUUGCAGUGCCUGAUCUCGAACACGAUAUUGCAAUAGAAACGCUUCCGACUGCCUCACCUGCGGUCGGCUCGGCCAGUACCGCUCUUCUGUGUCCGAUAGAUGCGGACGGGAUCCGCAACCGAUGGCUAAACGCAUACAUCCCCACACCUCAACAGAAACCGAAGAACUACCCGGCGAGCAUAUCCACUCUGAUACAUCGUAUCCUCAAGGCAUACACCGGUAUGGCGAUCAAAGGCAAAGCAUUACCUCCCUUCAUUCACUUCUCGCAAGCGCUCGCCACCAACAUGCCUUCUCCACUCGCAACCUGCCUAAGUCUGGUUCGAAUGUGCGAUAACCCUUCAGCUGGAAGUGAAAGCUCGCUGAUGGAUGUUCUACAGCGGGAAAUGGACAAGCUGUAUGAAUGGAGAGGAACGUGUGAUCAUGUGUUUCUCCUGGCAGCGUUCCAGGCUUAUCUACUCUACUCCAUGAUUGUAUUCUUUCACUUUAGCUCAGGUUCCAGCGCACUUCUACGCCAGGCCAUGAUAAAUAUACAGGAACUUGCUUCUGCAACCGCCCGACAGGGUCUGGUAUGCCCGGAAGAGCUAGGUCAUGCCCGGCCGGUCUGGGAGUCGUGGUGUAUCGCCGAAGCCAAGCGUCGAACCCUCUACACAAUGUAUUUGUUUGACAGCCUACUCUCGUCGCAGGAAGGACUGCCUACAUUCAUUGGGACGGAGCUGACAGGACUGCCUGCACCAUCUGCACGAUCAUUGUGGUAUGCACAGACAAGACAAACUUGGGAGCACGCUUACAACCGUGCCUUGGUAGAAUGGCCCGACGUAGGUCUUCGAAUCGAUGAACUCUGGCCAAUACCUCCUGACCUCGAUGAAGCCGGUAUCAACAACAGGCGAAGCAGGGUUGAUCGAUGGUUAGAAGAUGUUGAUGAGUACGGGACGAUGAUGUACGCGGUCACGAGCUGUACUCAUGGCGGUUGA
This is a messenger RNA of Cyphellophora europaea CBS 101466, 1188 nucleotides long. RefSeq lists its product as uncharacterized. Lineage: Eukaryota; Fungi; Ascomycota; Eurotiomycetes; Chaetothyriales; Cyphellophoraceae. The transcript has a single exon. The record is from RefSeq and is a predicted model, not a curated record. The coding region runs from base 1 to 1188 and encodes 395 amino acids. Gene Ontology annotation, biological process: DNA-templated transcription; regulation of DNA-templated transcription. Gene Ontology annotation, molecular function: DNA binding; zinc ion binding; DNA-binding transcription factor activity, RNA polymerase II-specific.